UGCGGGGGUGUCCUCUGCGCGCUGCUCGAAGCGUCGGAGCAACGGCCAGCGCCCCUUCCCCACACGGGACGCUCGUUGGGCCGCCGAGGCCCGUUUGCUCAUCACGCGCGCACGGUUCGGUGGCGCGCGCUGCGCUGCUGCUUGGCGAACGCGCCCGAAAUGGUUUAAACAAGAAAAUCAAGCAUCCCAAAAACAAAGUGUACAAACCAUGCCAAGAAUGUAAAUAUAUUUGAAGAGUGGGUUGCAGAAUCCUUUGAGGAGGUGUGAAUGGAGUCUGAAUACCUCAAGAGAUGCCUAGGAAUAUGCUUGGCAAAGGGACUUGCAGAAGUGGUAGAGCAUCGGCCCAUAGACCCAAUAGAGUACCUGGCAUACUGGAUUUACAAAUACAGGAGAAAUUUAGAUGAAGAGCAACAGAGGAGGCAGGAGAGGGCUGAACUUGAGCAAGAGCGUGAGGAGGCCCUGAAAGAACUAGAAAUGUUAGAAAAAAUGAAGGAAGAAGAACUCAUGAUCCAGCAGAAACUUGCAGAGGAGCAACAAGCUCAGCUGGAACGAGAACAUGAGGAGGCUCAGCUGGAACUAGAAAGGGUAGAGAAAGAGAAAGCAGAAGAGCUGUCCUUGCAGCAAAAAGCUGAAGAGGAACCGGGGGAUAAAUCAAGGACAUUAGCUGAGCUUACAGAUAAAUAUGGAGCCCCUAAUUUGACCCGAGUUGAGGAGAUAGAUGAGAGUGGGCAAUCUGACGCUGCACCGAAUCUCACGGCUGAAUCAGAGGAAGAAACCCCAACUGAUAUGAAAGUCGAUUCCUGAAGUUUAGUGACUUACUGUAAUUGUGUAUUUAAUAUAUGGAAUGAAUUUAUCAAUGAUACCUGGGGGUUUGAGAGUUAGAUAACAAAAUGUUUUAAGGCAGCUAAUUUAAGACAAAUAUCAUAAAAAUAAAAAUCAUUCAAAUUCUGGGAAAAACUGAUUUGACUUGCUACUGAUUACUAAUUCAUUUAGUGUUCUAUGCAUCAGGUUGUAAAUACUGUACCUAGAUUCAAUGGAACCAGGAGAGACAAUCUCUUCUGAAGCUGAUACACUGAAUUCCAUGUAGUUCACUUUCAGACAAGUAUCACAAAACCUAGUAUCCUGACUGGCCUUCAUGAAUAUUAAAUAUUAAAGCUCUAGAAGUAACCUUAGGGAUUCAUCCUGAUGUCGUUGUCCAAAAAUUCUCCUCUUCUCAUUUAUUAGAUUGGUUACUGCUUUCAUCCAGAACUAGUUGCAUUUCAUUAGUGGAAGAAGUGAUUCCUGUAUGUACACUGUUUAUAAUAAAGGUCUUGAUCUGAGUUCUCUAGGAUCAAUGGGGUUAUUCAUGUAUUGAAAAUUUUACAGAUACUUAAGUGCUUUGCUGUAUGUGGGCUGCAGUGCUCAGUACCUUGUAGGACAGAGUCCAAAAUGCUUUCAAAUGAAAGGUGCUAUGUAGAAUAUUAAAUUACAGUUGUUAUCUGAUUAAUUCUUGUUAGUAAUGGGCAAACCUCAAAAGGUUUUGAAGUUCACUAUCAGAUAAACAUCAUAUCUGAAGGUUUCAGAGUAGCAGCCGUGUUAGUCUGUAUCUGCAAAAAGAGCAUGAGUACUUGUGGCACCUUAGAGACUCAAAUUUAUUUGAGCAUAAGCUUUUGUGGGCUACAGCCCACUUCUUCGGAUGCUGAACUUAGCCUGAUUUCCAAAAUUUUCUGGUUUUCUCCUGGCCAAAAAUUUCACAAUUAUGGUAUUUUUUUCUAUAUUUCAUUACUUAUAUUCCCAGUUGAACCGAGCAAGUGCUGAUGUGUCCAUUUAAAAAACAAACUAUAAAACCUUUACAAAAUUCAAAUUUGUUUGGAGUUGGAGCUGGAUAUUUGAUUGUUCAAGUUUUAUCCAAAUGGCUUCUUCUGUUCUUAAUCAGAUUACUUUUAACAAGGAAAUGAUGGUGUGUUGUUGCUGAUUGUCAAGGGUGUUAACUUGCGUGCUCUAAAUAGACACUGACUUGUCUGGAAAGGAUACCAGAAUGAAUUGAGAAACCGGAUGCCUCUUGGUUAUAAAAUAAAAAGGUUUCUUUCCACCUCAGUGUCUUGUAGCAGUACAGAUUAGUUGGGCAAUCAACAUUCAGUUAAGAGCAACAAUAUAUAAUAAAAUACUACUCCAUUACAAAUUCA
Mauremys mutica (yellowpond turtle) is the source of this 2165-nucleotide messenger RNA. RefSeq names its product DPY30 domain-containing protein 1-like. The record is from RefSeq and is a predicted model, not a curated record. NCBI's taxonomy places the organism in Eukaryota, Metazoa, Chordata, Testudines, Geoemydidae. The transcript has 7 exons. Gene Ontology annotation, cellular component: Set1C/COMPASS complex. Bases 268 to 804 code for a protein of 178 amino acids.